AUGUUUACCAAAACUUUCUUGAGAAAUGCUUCCAGUGGAAUAAAUAGGGGAUUCCAUACUUACUCCUUCAAAUCUAUGCCAUCCGUGGCCCGUAAACCUGCUUUUUUAACAGGCUUUAUUGGUGCAUCAAUCACGACUUUUGCUGCUUAUGAAUCUUUCAAAUAUUACUGGCCACACAGCACUUAUGUUUCGUUGGAAUCACCAGUGUACAGCUCUUCAAUAAGUAAUCUUGAAGACACUAUUGUCGUUGAUAAAUCUAUUAAUAGUUUUCCAACAACUUUAGUUUCUCCAGAGGAUGGUCAAACCAAAUUCUCCUUGAUCGGUUACGGUAAUAGAAAAGUGACUUUCUUGCAGUUCAGCGUCUACGGCUUGGGUAUUUAUAUUGCCAAUGAAGAUGUUGCUAAGAUCCCAGAGGUCCUUAACUCUAAGUACUUGUCAGAGGUUUUCAUUGACAAGCAUGAUCCAAGUUUAAGCCAUGCUGAUAAUUUGGCACUCGCAUUGAAGGAUCCGGAAACUUCUGAAGUAUUAAUUAACAACUUAUUGGACGCUAAUAUCAGAUUUUUAAUUAGAAUUGUUCCUUUAAGGGAUACUGAUUUCAAUCAUUUAAGAGAUGGGUUUGUGAAAUCUUGUGUUCGUAAUAGGCUUGUAAAGUCCCUGGCUCCAGAUAAUUUGAAUAGUGGUAUUGAUGAAAUCCGUGUUAUUUUCAAGAAAUAUAGAUCAAAAUGUCCAAAGAACCAUGUUUUCUUGGUGGAAACCGACAAAGAGGGUAAGACAUCCUUUAUUUAUGAGAACCUUGGUAAACAUCCUGAACAGAAGAAGGUUGAAGAAGUUGUCUACUUAGGCACCGUUCAGGAAACCGUCAUAAGUAAGGCUUUGCUACUCAAUUAUUUUGCUGGUGCAAAGCCUAUUAGUAAUGAUGCAAGAAAGAAAUGCAUUGAUGAAAUUUUAAGAGUUGUCUAG
This is a messenger RNA of Saccharomycopsis crataegensis, 960 nucleotides long. RefSeq names its product chalcone isomerase domain-containing protein. Gene Ontology annotation, molecular function: intramolecular lyase activity. Bases 1 to 960 code for a protein of 319 amino acids. The record is from RefSeq and is a predicted model, not a curated record. Lineage: Eukaryota; Fungi; Ascomycota; Saccharomycetes; Ascoideales; Saccharomycopsidaceae. The transcript has a single exon.